Molecule: messenger RNA, 549 nt
Organism: Melanaphis sacchari
Lineage: Eukaryota; Metazoa; Arthropoda; Insecta; Hemiptera; Aphididae
Product: EPM2A-interacting protein 1-like
Exons: 2
Coding region: 1-549 (182 amino acids)
Molecular function (GO): protein dimerization activity
Source: RefSeq, a predicted model, not a curated record
AUGUCAUCGGUUGUGACUGAUGGUGCAAAAUCUAUGGUUGGCAAAAAUAUUGGUUUUGUUGGAUUAUUGCGCAAAUCUGAUAUUAAUGUUCCUGCAAUACAUUGCAUUAUUCAUCAAGAAGCGUUGUGUGUUAUAAAACAAGAAUUUGAUAAUGAAUUUAAUUUUGAACAUUGCAUUACCCACAUUGAUGAAUUGAUUGUAGAGUUCAAAAAACGAUUUGAAGAAAUUGAACUUAUGCGUCCUCAAAUAAAUUUAUUUAAUAAUCCUAUGGCAGUUGAUCCAUUUUUAUCUGCAAAAGAGAUUGAUGUGUCAUUUUGGAAAACAUUACCAGUUGAAAAAUAUCCAAUUCUAAGAGAUUUCGCAUUAAAAAUGUUAUCUAUGUUUGGAACCACAUACAUAUGCAAAUGUACAUUUUCGAACUUGAAACAUAUUAAAUCGAAGGAAAGAAAUCGUUUUACAGAUGAAACCUUGAGACAUUUACUAAGAGUUUCAACUACAGAAAUAGAAGUGGAUUUUACAAAAUUGUCCAUUGAAAAACCUCAUCCUUAG